Messenger RNA from Pseudophryne corroboree (corroboree frog), 3370 nucleotides. RefSeq names its product heparan sulfate glucosamine 3-O-sulfotransferase 6-like. Gene Ontology annotation, molecular function: sulfotransferase activity. The coding region runs from base 351 to 1616 and encodes 421 amino acids. NCBI's taxonomy places the organism in Eukaryota, Metazoa, Chordata, Amphibia, Anura, Myobatrachidae. The record is from RefSeq and is a predicted model, not a curated record. The transcript has 2 exons.
CCGGUAUGAGAGCACUAGUAGUUGUAGUAGUGAGUGUGAGCCCAUGUGUGGGGCAGGAUUUGCACCCUGCUAUCAGUGCCGGCCACCUGUGUGACCCCCCCUCCCUGGACCCUGCAGAUUACCAUCAUGCUGGCUUCUCCCCAUACAGCUUGGAGGAUCCUGCCCUGCUGCUGCUGCCGCACAUGAUGCUGAUGUAUCACAGUGCGAGUUGCGGGACAGCACCCUGGAUGAUCACCGCACAGUGACAGCAGUGGGAGAGAGGGAGACACAGGGGCAGCUAAGGUUCCGUGGCCAGGACACCGGUGUGCCAUGUCUGCCCCCUGCAUACCUCCUGGUCCCCGGACCCACUCAUGGGAUGUGACAUCCUAACGCCUCGGAUCGCUGCCGGGCACCUGGGGGCACUGAGGGCUCAGCCCAGAGUCUCCCUCCUGCUGACUAUGAUCUUCCUCUUCACCUUCUUCUUCUACUGCCUCAGCGGCUCCUGCUGCGACUCUCAGCUCGCCGGCGUGGUGGGACCUUUGCGCGUUGCGCAGCCGGAGGCGCAGGUGCGCCCUGCUUCCAUGGACGUGAUGAGUGACGCUGGGGACUUGCAGCGCCCAGGAUCUGCGCAUCGGGACAAUUUACGCCCAGGAUCUGCGCAUCGGGACAAUUUACGCCCAGGAUCUGCGCAUAGGGACAACUUGCGCCCAGGAUCUGCGCAUGGGAGCAAAUUGCGCCCUGUUUCAUCUAGCUCUGUUAUGGAUGAUAAACAGCCACUGGGCACCUCAGGGAAGGCAAACAGGACCUCGGAGCCUAUAACAUCCCACAGCCCCAGGGCUACACCCUUCCACCACAGUUCCGGGAGCAAGAAGUUCCCCCAGGCAAUCAUUGUGGGGGUAAAGAAGGGAGGAACCCGGGCUCUGCUGGAAUUCCUGAGGAUACAUCCAGAUGUCCGGGCCCUGGGGGCUGAGCCCCACUUCUUUGACAGGUGCUAUGACAAGGGCAUGGAAUGGUACAGGAACCUGAUGCCACGGACAACAGGGGGUCAGAUUACUAUGGAGAAGACGCCAAGUUACUUUGUAACCCUGGAGGCACCAAAACGAAUAUACGACAUGUCCAAGGACACCAAGCUUAUAGUGGUGGUCAGAAAUCCAGUGACCAGGGCUAUCUCUGACUAUACACAGACGCUGUCUAAAACGCCGUCUCUACCCACCUUCCAGGAGCUGGCCUUCAAAAACACCAGCACAGGGAUGAUUGAUACCUCCUGGAGUGCCAUCCGCAUUGGUAUCUACUCAAAGCACUUAGAAAACUGGCUGCAGUACUUCCCUCUCUCAAAAUUCCUUUUUGUCAGUGGUGAGAGACUGGUCAGCGACCCUGCUGGAGAGAUGGGCCGGGUGCAAGACUUUUUGGGUCUAAGGAGGGUUGUGACAGAUAAACAUUUCUUCUUUAAUAAAACCAAGGGCUUCCCAUGCCUGAAGAAGCCAGAGGGAAGAGGCAAACCAAGGUGUUUAGGCAAAUCCAAGGGACGCCCACAUCCUAAUAUAGAGAAGAACCUCCUUCUACGUCUUCAGGAGUUUUAUAGACCGUAUAAUAUGAAGUUCUACCAAAUGACUGGCCACAACUUUGGCUGGGACUGAUGUCUUCCAGGAACAACCCAUAGCACUCACAUCUUUUAUAUACCAGUGUUAAUUGUCCAUUUGGAAUGGGGAAAAAAUUAAUUUGGUUGUGGAAUACAUGAACUGAGAUAGAUGCGAGCUGGGGAAACAUCAAUCAAAAGCCAAAACUCACCAUUCACUAAAGUGGACAAGUACAAAUGAGUAGAACAAACAUUGGACUUUUUUUUAUUUCUAUUGUAAUACGUAUUUAUAUCAGAGUGAACAUUAUAUAUACAUAUGGUGUAGAGACCAAUAUUUCAAGCACAAAUAAUAAAAAGAAAGAAAAAGGGAAAAAUUGCGUGACAUUAAAACUAUUUGUAUUGUAUAUUUCUAUAAAACAAAUGUCUUAUGCAAGCAUUUUUUUACAUGAGACUGUAAUGAUAAACAUGCAAGCUGCUUAGUUAGAACUGGUUUAUAAAUAGAUCACUUUGGGACCUGUGGUUCAAUUGUACAGUAUGUGUCCUUCAGCUACUGAAAAGUCACAUGAUGGGGACAGUGCACGUGUGCAAUAGAAGCUUUUCCCAACGGUCACAUGACUGAGACGCUGAAAUACGAAGUGUAAGCCUUUUCAAAAAUUCACAUGACUGAGAUACUUUCCCAACAGUCACGUGACUUUGAUGCUGCACUGGUACAAAUAAAGCUUUCCCAAUUUUGGAGUCACAUGACUGAGAUGUUCUCCCAACAGUCACAUGACUGAGACGCUCUACAUGUACCAAAAGGGUAUGGGUCGUUGGGUCGACACAACUUAGGUCAACAGUUAUUAGGUUGACCACUAUUGGUUGACAUACAUUAGGUCGACAGGGUCACUAGGUCAACAUGUACUAGGUCGACAUGUCAAACGGUCGACAUGACUUUUUGAACUUUUUUUUUUUGGUGUUGUUUUCUUCGUAAAGUGACAGGGAACCCCAAUUAGUGUACCUUGUCCCCUCGCAUGGAUCGCUUUGCUCGCCAUGCGUAGGGCAAGGUGCCUCGCUCCGCUACCGCCGUGCUCGGCACAGGUUACUAUUCCCAAUCGUAGUCCAUGUGGAUCAUAAAGAAGAGAAUGAAAAAGUCCAAACAUUGUUGUUGUUUUUUUUAAACACGUCGACCUUUGACCUCUCGAUCUAGCACAUGUCGACCUAAUUACCCUGUCGACCAAUGGUGGUCGACCUAAGUUGUGUCGAACUAAUGACCAUACCAAAAAAGCCUAUCGUAAAUUUGGAGUUACACGACUGAGAUACUUUUCCAACGGUCACAUGGCUGAGACGUUAUACAGGCGCAGCAGAAGUUUUUUCCAACAGUCAUGACUGAAAUGCUGCACUGGUCCAACUAAAUACUUUCCCAACUUUGGAAUCACAUGACUGAGAUGCUUUCCCAACGGUCACGUGACUGAGACGCUGCACAUGUACAGUAGAAGUUUUUACCAGCAGUCACAUGACUGAGAUACUCUCCCAGUAGUCACACGAUAGAGACACUGCACUGAUACAGUAGAAGCCUUUGCCAAUAUGGACACUUACUGGAGGUCACAACUGGGAUUCUGGGUACUCCUAUGACUAUGGCACUGUAUGUGGGUAAUAAACUGUUCUCCAAAUUCUGCUUACUGCAGCACAUGUUCAAACUUUUUUUUACUCCUGUAAAGGUUGUUGGGGGGAGGGGGCUGCACAUGCUAAUUUUAUACAUAAGAGGUGCUAUCUUGCUGAGACUUUUAUAGCCACACAGAACAACAACUACAAAUGCAGGUGCACACCCUAAGCACU